AUGGCAUCCAAGGGUCCGUCCAUCCACCGUGUUACCUUGUUCAAGGUUCCGGAUCCGGCGAACCAGAAGAAACUGGUCAAGCCAUACAUCCUCCACUGCCAUGCCGGCCAGGCCAAGGAAGACCCUCGCUCCAAAGGAUACACUGUUGUUGCGUACACCGUAUUCGCCAGUCUGGACGACAUGAAGUACUACGACACCGACUGCGCGGCACAUGCCAAGCUCAAGAAGGUUGCUGUUGAGAUUGUGGAGGAGUUCCCGCUUGUGGUGUACCGGGAGGUUGAGGGAGGGUUGCCGAACUGA
Molecule: messenger RNA, 300 nt
Organism: Thermochaetoides thermophila DSM 1495
Lineage: Eukaryota; Fungi; Ascomycota; Sordariomycetes; Sordariales; Chaetomiaceae
Exons: 2
Coding region: 1-300 (99 amino acids)
Source: RefSeq, a predicted model, not a curated record